This is a messenger RNA of Fusarium odoratissimum NRRL 54006, 471 nucleotides long. RefSeq lists its product as uncharacterized. The record is from RefSeq and is a predicted model, not a curated record. Bases 1 to 471 code for a protein of 156 amino acids. The transcript is spliced from 3 exons. Lineage: Eukaryota; Fungi; Ascomycota; Sordariomycetes; Hypocreales; Nectriaceae.
AUGACGAACGAACGGACAUCCGACUCCAUCGGUCUCUUGGAGUGUGGGAACGGCAAGUUCCAAAAGGUCACAUUGUCCAAUGUGAUAGUCAAGCUCAUUGGAACGUGUCCCAUCUUCCGAGCUCAACGACCCACGACACUAACAGCCCUUGAGCAAGAACAUCACCAAAGGGCCGAGGAUCAAGGAUGGGCGUGGAGAAUAGGCCCAGUUACCAAUGUGGAGGUUCCCAACAUGGGUCUUUCAUCUGGAGUGAAAAAUCGAUACUUCAAGAACCCUCGUCUGCGAAGCUGGGAAAUGUUCAAGACCAACGUUGAGGCUCAAGCCAAGCCGGGAGGAUCAAUCCUGGCUCAGCUAGUACCGAGCCUCAACACGAACCAGCAGGGGAGCUGCACGUCGGAGUUAUUCCCACGAGAAAACACCCUAGAGGCAUUAGUAAAGCAGAGAAAAGCCUGCGGUGGAGAUGACGACUGA